AUGCUGGUCGGCACGAAUCUUUGCAAUCCGGCCCUAAUGUUCCCCGCUUUCGUACAGACACAUCCGGUAAAAACUAUGAUUCCUAGCCGGCAAGAGUCUAACGAGAGCUCCAUGCCGUCGACUCCUGUGCACGGCGGUUAUGAUGCGAAGCGAGCGUCACCACUGACACCGGCCGAGAGGACAGGAGCGCCGCCCGGAGCCGGCAAAGACGCUGUCAAACUUUUUAUCGGUCAAAUACCGCGGCACCUUGAGGAAAACGAUCUGCGCCCAAUGUUCGAGGAGUUCGGGAAGAUUUACGAGCUAACCGUCCUCAAGGAUAAGCAUACGGGAAUGCACAAAGGUUAG
Molecule: messenger RNA, 345 nt
Organism: Vanessa tameamea
Lineage: Eukaryota; Metazoa; Arthropoda; Insecta; Lepidoptera; Nymphalidae
Product: CUGBP Elav-like family member 4
Exons: 1
Coding region: 1-345 (114 amino acids)
Molecular function (GO): RNA binding
Source: RefSeq, a predicted model, not a curated record